Molecule: messenger RNA, 768 nt
Organism: Eubalaena glacialis (North Atlantic right whale)
Lineage: Eukaryota; Metazoa; Chordata; Mammalia; Artiodactyla; Balaenidae
Gene: DUSP29
Product: dual specificity phosphatase 29
Exons: 4
Coding region: 103-768 (221 amino acids)
Biological process (GO): negative regulation of MAPK cascade; protein dephosphorylation
Cellular component (GO): cytoplasm
Molecular function (GO): protein tyrosine/serine/threonine phosphatase activity; MAP kinase phosphatase activity
Source: RefSeq, a predicted model, not a curated record
GGGUGUGCGGCUGCCACACGUCCCACGGACCAGCACCUCCUGACUUGGCUAGGACCCGGUGCGCACAGCUGCAGAAAGGAAAGAAAAUCCCUUGGCUCCAAAAUGACAUCCAGAGAACCGAAGACAAGCCUCAAGAAUGCUUACCCGUCCGCCAAGAAGCUGCUGCCGAAGGUGGAGGAGGAGGGGGAGGCUGAGGAUUACUGGACCCCCGGAGCCUUCGAGCUGGAGCGUCUCUUCUGGAAGGGCGGUCCCCAGUACACGCAUGUCAACGAGGUCUGGCCCAAGCUCUACAUCGGCGAUGAGGCGACGGCGCUGGACCGCUACAGGCUGCAGAAGGCAGGCUUCACGCACGUGCUGAACGCGGCCCAUGGCAGCUGGAACGUAGACACCGGGCCCGACUACUACCGCGACAUGGCCAUUGAGUACCACGGCGUCGAGGCCGAUGACCUGCCCACCUUCGACCUCAGCGUCUUCUUCUACCCAGCGGCCGCUUUCAUUGAUGCUGCGCUCCGCUACAAUCACAAUAAGAUCCUGGUUCACUGCGCCAUGGGCCGCAGCCGGUCAGCGACUCUCGUCCUGGCCUACCUGAUGAUCCACAGGAACAUGACCCUGGUGGACGCCAUCCAACAAGUGGCCAAGAACCGCUGUGUCCUACCCAACCGGGGCUUUCUGAAGCAGCUCCGGGAACUGGACAAGCAACUGGUGCAGCAGAGGCGACAGGCCCGGCACGGCGGGGACGGUGAGAAGGCUGGUGAGAAGGAGCUGUAA